UUAAGACGGCAUUUCCGUUUAAGAAAGGACCUAAAAGGCAUUCGUCGCGUUUCUAAAUAUGCACAGCACAGUGAUACCCAUCCCGGAAUUAAAUCGGACGUUGCAAAGAUAAUGUGGAUGAUAUCUGGGUAAAGGAAUCGAAACCAAUAAAAAAGUGUCUGCUGCUGAUUUAUUCAGAAGUCAGCUCUGUAAAACACACCAGACUUGGGUUUGUCCUAAACAUGAAGAGGAAGACUAGACCCAUAAUGGGAAUUUUAUACAGCGUCACCUCGCCUUCGCCGAUACGGAGUUCUGGAGAACCUGUCUUUCCUCUUCCGUUGGACAUACUGGAGGAAAUCUUCCUAAAUCUGCCCCCUCACCACGUGGUGUGUGUGUGUCGAUUAGUGUGCCGCCAGUGGAAAGAUGUGGCCGACAGCGAGUCUUUCUGGAGAGAAAGAUGUAGGAGAGAGGGAUAUCGUCUCCGUGACUUUUCCAAAGUUCCCAGCGACUGGAGGCUGUUUUACUUCUUGUGCAAGAAGAGGAGAAAUCUCAUGAAGAAUCCAAGAGCAGAUGAUGAAUUUCAGGGUUGGAGAAUAUUGGAUAACGGUGGGGAUCAGUGGAAAGUAGAGGAACCUAUGGUGGAACAUUCAAAUCCAGCAGUAAAGAAAAACUAUGUGACCUCCUUUGGGUGGUGCAGAAAAGAGCAAAUGAUUGAUCUGAUGGAAGAAGGUUACAACCCAUUAUUUAUGGACGAGUUCCAGCCGCACAUCCGGAUAUCUGACUGGUACGCACCCCGCUGGGAUUGUGGAAGCAUCUAUGUGAUUUCUGUGCAGCUACUAGGUCACGAGCAAGACGUUCUCCAGGAAUUUAGUCCUGAGCCCCUUUCCUUUCCUCAGUGGAAUGACCAGCAGUGGCAUCAAAUGGUGCAUGUCUUCAAGGACUACGGACCAGGAGUGAGAUAUGUCCGUUUCACCCAUGGUGGCAAAGACACACAGUUCUGGGCAGGAUGGUAUGGCAUUCGUGUAACAGAAAGCUGUGUUGAAAUUUGUUCAGCAUUGGACAGCUAGCUUAUUUACGCAACUGUGUUAGGAAUACAGCUCUGAAUAUCUUUGAGUACUUGAGUUAGGAAAAAUAUUAACCUUGUGGCCUUCUAAGCAAUUUUCCCUCAUUCUACAAUGUAUUGACAAAAACGUGUAAGUCAUGAAGGUUUUUAUUCUUAUAUUAUUUCCAGAUGCCAAAUGUUUAAUUAUUCUGUUAAAUCUCCCCUACACACAUGCCUCAAAAUAUGUUUAAAUUUUACAAAGACGCUUUGUUAUUUGCAUAGUGAGUUAAUUUUUUAUCAUUUGGAUGUAAAAGCAGCCAAGGUUUGCUAUUACUUGUUUGUAGGUUACUCUAGAACUGGACACACUGAUGUACUGCUGAACUAUGUCAACUUACUUAAUCAAAAGUUCAUUAGUCAAUUAAACAGUCUUGCCUCACUUACUAAGACAAUCAAUUCAAUAUAAGUAGUUGGAAUUGCUUCAUGAUUGUUUAAAUGUAUGCAUCUUACCUGUUCUGGAGGACAACACCACUACCUUUAUUCCUCUUCUAAUUUGCACUUUUAUUUUUUAACCAACUGUUUUGUCUGAAAAGCUACCAUCUGCUGCUACUUACAUGUUAGCUGAAUGUGUAUUCAUGCUAAGAUGCCUCCUACGUAUGCGGUGUUAUGCAUUAAGAAUAACCUCAAAGUUUGCACUUUAUGUAAAUGCAUAUUCUUGGAUUGCAAAAAACAAAAAACAGCCUCAUUUUAUGUAGCCUAUCCCUUUAAAAAAUAAACAUUUUGCUGUAAUUUGAAAUGAUAUAUCUAUUGUUAACAUAUUCCGAUGUGAUGAAUAUUUUUACCACAGCCUUGUAAAAAAGUAGACCAGAGUAGGAUAAGAUGUCUACAAUGUUAAAAGUUAUUUUUAAUCCUAUCUGUGUGUAAAGUGUUCAUAAUUGCAUUUUUCGUGACAACACUGUAUGACAAAUAUGAGCAAGCAGAGUGUUGAUAAAAGCUUCCGAUUCAAUAAAUGUUUUUGGCACAUUGA
Molecule: messenger RNA, 2045 nt
Organism: Poecilia reticulata (guppy)
Lineage: Eukaryota; Metazoa; Chordata; Actinopteri; Cyprinodontiformes; Poeciliidae
Product: F-box only protein 6-like
Biological process (GO): SCF-dependent proteasomal ubiquitin-dependent protein catabolic process; glycoprotein catabolic process; ERAD pathway
Cellular component (GO): cytoplasm; SCF ubiquitin ligase complex
Molecular function (GO): protein binding; ubiquitin protein ligase activity
Source: RefSeq, a predicted model, not a curated record